Molecule: messenger RNA, 942 nt
Organism: Humulus lupulus (European hop)
Lineage: Eukaryota; Viridiplantae; Streptophyta; Magnoliopsida; Rosales; Cannabaceae
Product: transcription factor MYB114-like
Exons: 3
Coding region: 91-681 (196 amino acids)
Biological process (GO): cell differentiation
Cellular component (GO): nucleus
Molecular function (GO): transcription cis-regulatory region binding
Source: RefSeq, a predicted model, not a curated record
UAUUAAUUAAGCAUAUACACGGAUCUAUAGAUAUCACUCAUCAUCAAAUCAAAUCAUUAUUGAACUAUUUUAUUACCAAGAGGUAAAAGAAUGUCUAUAAGUUCUCAAUCAUCGAAGAAAGAAGCCAACAGAUCAGGAUCAUGGACACCAGAAGAAGACCAAAAACUUGCUCAAGUUAUUCAACUCCAUGGCCCAACCAAGUGGAAAUCUCUUGCUAUCAAAGCAGGUUUGAAUCGAUGUGGAAAGAGUUGCAGGUUGAGAUGGAUGAAUUAUCUUAGACCUAACAUUAAAAGAGGCAAUAUUUCUGACCAAGAAGAGGACUUGAUUCUUAGGCUUCAUAAACUCUUGGGAAACAGGUGGUCAUUAAUUGCUGGAAGAUUACCUGGUCGAACUGACAAUGAGAUUAAGAACUAUUGGAAUUCCCAUCUGAGUAAAAAAAUGAAGCAAAUUAAGGAGAGAAAUACUAGGACCAAUAAUAUGGCUCAGGUGAUUAAAGAGGUGGAUCAUCAUCAUCAUGAUCAUAAUCAUGAUCAUGAUCAUGAUCAUUAUGAGUGUCCCAAAAAGAAUGAGAUUAAUAAUAAUCAUGGGAAUCUAUCUUUUCUUGGGGAGGAUGAGUCUCUGAAUUUGGAGGAGAUGAGUAAUUUUCUAGAGGUUGACGAGGCUUGGUUUUACUUUACUUGACAUUUUCUUUUCUGGGUUUGUUUGUAUCUAGCUAAGGUCCAAAUAUUUAUAUAUAUAGCCAAAUUUUAAGAUGGGGUCCUUUCAUUUUCAGCUAUUUCUUUCUCAAUAUCCCAAAACUCUUAGGUUUUAGUAAUGUCAGUAUUGGUUUUAUAGUUUCAGUCUCUUGGUCUAUGUGUAAUCUAUGUAUCAAGACUAAUUUGUAGGGUAUUUUAGUUAUACAUUUCAUGUAAUCUAUGUAUUAAGACUAAGACUUAUUUCAAA